CUUUCCGCGUGUGUGUCUCCUCGACCCCUCAAGACAGCCGAUCAUGGGUAUCUCGCGAACCAACAUCCACAAGCGCCGCGCCACCGGCGGUCGCAAGAAUGCGAUCCGCAUGAAGCGCAAGUACGAGCUCGGCCGUCCCCCAGCCAUGACCAGGCUGAUGGGCCCCAAGCGCAUCCGUCCCGUGCGCACCAUGGGUGGCAACCAGAAGUUCCGCGCUCUUCGUCUGGAGACCGGCAACUUCUCCUGGGCCAGCGAGGGUGUCUCCCGCAAGACCCGUCUGAUCGAUGUCGUGUACAACGCCUCCAACAACGAGCUUGUGCGUACCAAGACCCUUGUGAAGAACGCCAUCAUUGCCAUUGAUGCCACCCCCUUCAAGUCGUGGUACGAGACCCACUACGGUGUGCACCUCGGCAAGAAGAAGGCCAACGAGCCCGAAACACAGUUCUCCAAGUCGGCGAAGAAGAAGCACGCCGCCCGCAAGAAGUUCCAGAAGCUCGACCCCAAGCUUGAGGAGCAGUUCAACUCUGGCCGCCUCUACGCUUGCAUCGCGUCUCGCCCUGGCCAGUCUGGCCGCUGCGACGGCUACAUCCUUGAGGGUAAGGAGCUUGAGUUCUACCUCAAGAAGCUCAAGGCCAAGCGCUAAGUGCCUCACCAUUGCCUCCCCCCAUCUCUUUGGCUGUCGUUUGUGUUGCUUGGGCUGCUGUGUGGAAAUGGACAAUACAUGACAAAACCACACACA
Salpingoeca rosetta is the source of this 739-nucleotide messenger RNA. Its product is annotated as 40S ribosomal protein S8. Gene Ontology annotation, cellular component: cytosolic small ribosomal subunit; ribosome. The record is from RefSeq and is a predicted model, not a curated record. Lineage: Eukaryota; Choanoflagellata; Craspedida; Salpingoecidae. Gene Ontology annotation, biological process: translation; maturation of SSU-rRNA from tricistronic rRNA transcript (SSU-rRNA, 5.8S rRNA, LSU-rRNA). The transcript is spliced from 5 exons. Gene Ontology annotation, molecular function: structural constituent of ribosome. The coding region runs from base 44 to 643 and encodes 199 amino acids.